Molecule: messenger RNA, 3471 nt
Organism: Osmia bicornis bicornis
Lineage: Eukaryota; Metazoa; Arthropoda; Insecta; Hymenoptera; Megachilidae
Gene: TyrRS
Product: tyrosine--tRNA ligase, cytoplasmic
Exons: 15
Coding region: 123-3299 (1058 amino acids)
Biological process (GO): tyrosyl-tRNA aminoacylation
Molecular function (GO): tyrosine-tRNA ligase activity; ATP binding; tRNA binding
Source: RefSeq, a predicted model, not a curated record
CGCUCGACAUUACAACUAACUUUUGUAAUUCAACAAAGAGAAGUUGGCAUCUUUUAAUUGCAGUUCAAUUUUAAAAUAUAGCUUGUUUAUAAAGUUAUGCUGAAAUCUAUACAAGAAGAAAAAUGAGGAGAAGACAAUUGGAUAUUCAUAUCUGUGAGCUACCGAAGACAUCUAAUAGUAAUUUGCCGAAAUUACCGCCAAAUGCGAAAUUUUACGUUCACUGGAAGAGGAAUUUUCAGAAACUUUUUCUCGUGUCUGUGAACCAUCCGUUAACACGAAACUUUUUACGUAGUUAUGCGGCGAUUGCUUUUGAAAAAAGGAGACAUGGCCGUUCUUCAUUUUGGUGGGUAAUACAUCCCUGUAGUAGUUUAAGAUAUUACUGGGAUCUUUUAAUGACGUUGAUUUUUCUGUACACCUUCAUAUCAAUACCGUACAUUCUGGCCUUUCAUAGAGUAGCUAAAAAUGCUGACGCAGAAAGUUGGACUCCUGUAUAUCCUGCAUACAUAAUUUGCAUAGUCGACAUUGUUCUAAACUUCCUGACUGGAUUCAGUUCACCAGACGGUCAUGAAAUCUUCUUAGAUCCCUUUUUGAUAACGCGGCACUAUAUAAAAGGAUUUUUCUUAGUUGAUUUUAUAUCCUCAAUUCCAUAUACGUGGUUUUAUGAUUAUGAUAUACUAACUCCAGGUCCUAAUUCAAAUUCUAUCCUUCUGAUUCCUGAAUUUUUGCCGGUUCUGAAGAUUCUACGUAUUUAUACAUUACGUUUUUACAUUGGACAACUAAUCGCGAAUUUCACAAUUUCUCAUGCUGAAGAAAAGACUAUUUGGUUGGUUCUUCUGACAAUGUUAACGUUUCAUUGGUGUAGCUGUAUAAGCCAUAUGUUUCCGUUUCUUGUUUUACACGUAAGCGGAAGAACCAUACAGGGAGCAGAAAUGUAUUAUUUGACUAACAGAUUAUUUGAGAGGUCUGAUGCAGAGAUAUAUUUAAUUUAUUUUCAUAUCGGCAUGAGUAAUUUUUUCGGCUCAUGUUUUAUCGAGUUUGAUACAUUGGGUAAAUCUGACACCGUAAUACGUUGUAUAUUAUUGUUAAUAGGAAAAGGAUAUGUAAUUUAUUUAAUGGUUAUAGUAUUGCAAUUGGUUGAAUCAGCGGUAGAACCGGAAUUAAAGUAUCAAAGAAUUAUGCACCAGGUAAAAGAAUACAUCCGUGAGAAAAAGCUGCCAGAAAAGCUUAAGCGUAAGCUAAUCGAAUAUUAUGAGUUUCGUUUUCAAGGAAGUUAUUUCAAAGAAAAUGCAAUAUCUGGCACUUUGUCAAGUAAUAGUCAAUACAUAACAAACUACAUAUUCUAUAAACAAUUUUCAUUUAUCCUGUGUAAUUCUCCAUUGUUUUGUUUAGACCAUUUAAACCAAGAAAUCAUAAUUCAUAGUAGCCGUGGAUUAUUAGAUACAGCUACUAUUUUGCAUUAUUUGCCACGUAAUGUUAUUGGAAGUUUGAUGGGAGUUUUGAAACCAGUCAUUUAUCUUAAUGAAGAUAUUAUUUAUAAGUGCGACACCGAAGGCGAUUGUAUGUUCUUUGUAGUUAGCGGUACUGUUGCACUUAUUACGUUUGAUGGUAUAGAAGUAUCUCACGAGAAAGACGGAGGAUACUUUGGCGAAGCUUCUUUAAUUUUUCCGGAUCGAAAGAGAAUAGUAUCUGUAAUUGCUUUAGAAAUAUGCGAAUUGUUAAUAAAAACCGACAUGGUUGAAUUGAAGUGGGAAGAAAAGUAUGAACUCAUCACUAGAAAUUUGGCUGAAUGGCUGGGUGAUGAAAAACUCAAAAGUGUUUUAAAAGAACGAGACCUCAAGCUUUAUUGGGGUACUGCUACAACUGGUAAACCACACAUUGGAUAUUUUACACCAAUGUCCAAAAUAGCAGACUUCUUGAGAGCUGGAUCAGAAGUUACAAUAUUGUUCGCUGAUCUUCAUGCUUAUUUGGAUAAUAUGAAAGCACCUUGGGAACUUUUAGAACUUCGUACUCAAUACUAUGAGACAGUUAUUAAAGCGAUGCUUAAAUCUAUAGAUGUACCUUUGGAUAAAUUAAAGUUUGUUAAGGGAACAGAUUAUCAAUUAUCUAAAGAGUAUACAUUAGAUGUAUAUCGCUUAACUUCUAUAGUUACUGAGCAUGAUGCCAAGAAAGCAGGUGCUGAAGUAGUUAAACAGGUUGCAAAUCCUUUGCUUUCUGGACUUCUGUAUCCAGGAUUGCAAGCUUUGGACGAGCAGUAUCUUAAAAUUGAUGCCCAGUUUGGUGGUGUAGACCAAAGAAAAAUAUUCACUUUCUCUGAAAAAUAUUUACCAAUGCUUGGGUAUGAAAAACGUAUCCAUUUAAUGAAUCCCAUGAUUCCUGGAUUGGCAGGAUCAAAAAUGUCUUCUUCUGAAGAAGACUCUAAGAUUGAUCUUUUAGACAAUGCUGCUGCAGUUAAAAAGAAAUUGAAAAAGGCAUUCUGUGAACCUGGUAAUAUAACAGACAAUGGAGUUCUUUCAUUUGCUAAACAUGUGAUAUAUCCAUUAUUAAAAGAAGGGAAAUGUUUUAAUGUACAUAGAGCUGCUGAAUUUGGUGGGGAUGUAUCAUUUCAUAACUAUGAGGACUUGGAAAAUGCAUUUGCUAAGGAAGAAAUACAUCCUGGAGAUCUGAAGAAUGCAGUUGAAAUUUAUAUUAAUCAACUUUUGGAUCCAAUUAGAAAAGAGUUUGAAGCAGAUCCAAAACUGAAAACUUUGGCUAGUAAAGCAUAUCCUGCACAAAAGCCAAAAGUUCUGGAGGUAUUAUCACCAGCUAGAUUAGACAUCAGAGUUGGACAAAUAGUUGAAGUAUCAAAGCAUCCUGAUGCUGAUUCACUUUACGUGGAGAAGAUAGAUGUCGGAGACCCUAGUGGACCUCGUACAAUAGUCAGUGGGCUUGUGAAUUAUGUACCAUUAGAAGAAAUGAAAGACAGAAUGGUAGUGAUUCUUGCUAACUUGAAACCAGCAACACUCAGAGGCAUCCAAUCUCACGGAAUGGUUUUAUGUGCAUCGGUAGAUGAACCUACGAGGCGAGUUGAACCUUUGAGACCUCCUUCGAAUAGUAAACCAGGCGAUAAAGUUCUCGUGGACGGAUACGAAGACGGAACACCGGAUGAUAUAUUGAAUCCAAAGAAGAAAGUGUGGGAAAAGUUACAGGUCGAUCUUGUAGUAAAUGGUAGUGGAGAAGCAUCUUGGUGUGGGAAUCUGUUGCUCACUUCAAGUGGUGGGAAAAUUAUUACUGACAGUCUUAAGAACGUGGCAAUUAAAUAAUAUGCUUCAGAUAUUCGAUCAAAUCUUGAUUGAACCAAGGAAUGCUUGAUAUUUAAAACUGCCAUUUCCGUUUUAUUUUAUUAUUUGCAUUGCAAUUUUGUAUUUUUCAACUGUACGUGUACGACACAGAAAUAGAUAGAAGAAAUGCAUUUAUGCAAGAAAUUUUACACGA